UCUGCACUUCAGCUGCUCCGGGAAAUUGCUUUUUGAUUUUUGUUCCCCAGCCCGAGGCGCCUGCCCUUGACCUGGAUCAGGGCUGUGUUAAGGAGUCAGAGGAGCCUUCUCGAGGCUCAGCAGAAGCAGAGCACCUGGGAACAUGGCCCUGCGAGAGAGAGGAACCAGCACCAGCUCCAUGGAUGACAAGAAAGGGCAGAACAGUAAUCGAGUUAUUACAACUGUCUUCCUGGCACUGUUCAUCGACUUGUUGGGAUUUGCUCUCAUCUUGCCACUGUUUCCUUCCAUCCUUGAUUAUUACAGCCAGACUGAGGAUGGAUUCUAUUUGUCAUUGCAACGUGGUGUGGACUGGUUUGCAGGGAUGGCUGGGAUACCUCCAGAGCGGAAAUACAACAGUGUCUUGUUUGGAGGUCUGAUUGGCUCAAUCUUUUCCAUCCUACAGUUUUUCUCCUCUCCCCUCACUGGUGCUGUGUCAGACCACUUGGGCAGAAGGCCUGUCAUCUUGAUGACAGUGAUGGGUUUGAUAGCAUCAUACUCACUAUGGGCUGCCUCUAGGACUUUUGGCGUUUUUCUUCUCUCCAGGAUCAUAGGGGGAAUAAGCAAAGGGAAUGUCAGCCUCUCCACAGCUAUCAUUGCUGACUUGCACUCUCCAAAAGCACGGAGCAAGGGCAUGGCCAUGAUUGGUGUUGCCUUCUCCCUUGGUUUUACCCUGGGCCCCAUGAUCGGUGCUUACCUUGCCAUGGAGCCAGAGAAAGGAGAAGUCUUCUAUCUCCGAUCAGCACUGUUAGCUCUCAUGUUUGCUGUGGCUGAUUUAGUGUUCAUCUUCUUCCUCCUUCCAGAGACACUUCCCAAGGAAAAACGGGUCUCUUCUGUGACAUCUGGAUUUCAGGCAGCAGUCGACUUGCUCAGUCCUUUGGCUUUAUUUCAGUUCUCUGCGGUCACCCGAGGAAAGGAAUCCCCUUCACAGGAGAAUCUUCAGAAUCUCAAGAUUUUGGGCUUGGCUUAUUUCCUGUACCUCUUCCUGUUUUCUGGCUUGGAGUAUACACUGAGUUUUCUCACUCACCAGAGAUUCCACUUCAGCAGCAUGCAGCAGGGCAAGAUGUUUUUCUUUAUUGGAAUAACAAUGGCUGUGAUCCAGGGAGGCUAUGCUCGCCGAAUCAAGCCAGGAAAUGAAAUCAGAGCUGUAAAACGGGCUAUUAUGUUGCUGAUUCCAGCUUUCUUGUUAAUUGGAUGGGCUGCAAAUGUGACCAUGCUGAGUGUUGGACUGUUGCUGUACUCCUUCGCUGCAGCCAUUGUUAUCCCGUGUUUGUCAGCAGUGGUGUCAGGCUAUGGCACUGCCAGCCAGAAAGGACGAGUCAUGGGGAUCCUGAGAAGCCUGGGAGCCCUGGCCAGAGCCCUGGGACCCAUCCUGUCGGCUGCAGUUUACUGGCUGGCUGGGGCCGAGAUUUGCUUCACUGCCUGUGGAGUUUUGUUCCUUGUCCCCUUUGCUUUACUUGGGUCUAUAAAACAGCAGAUAAAGGAGGAGUAAGGAAGGAACCACAAAAGUCUCACCAGCUUCCAGGGCCUUCUACAAGACCUGAGUCUUGGCACCCGACCCUGCUGAGCAAAUAGGAAGAUUUUGAUCUUCUGGAAAGAGAUACAUAAUGACUAUUUGCAGCAACAACACACAGCAGUUAUGUUUAAAGCAGCCCCCCAAUCAGGUGGGCUUUGCAAACAGAAAAAAGAAACCAAAUCAACUAAACAGAACAAAACAGACACACACACCUCCCCCACAAACAGCUGAGUAAGGCAUUAAGAUCAUCAGAGAAGCAGAGACAGGCACAACAGCAACGGGCCUGGAGCCCUCCCCACUCACCAGGUGCCGUUCCCAUGGUCCUGGAGCGCACAGGGGGCUCUGCCCUGCUCCUGCCCCCGAGCAAAGCCUCAGCAGGGGCUCAGCUGGCACAGGAGAAACCCCCAGGGCUGCUCUGACGGGCGGUUUCUGUACAGCAGGUACGAGAUCUCUGCAAAUGCUGCAUCAACGCCUUCAAACGAGAUGGUCAAACAAAAGCAAGAAGCACUACAGGCUUCCUGAGCCCCACUGGUACUUUGGCACGGGGCUGUUUUUAUUAAACAAAUUUGGAGAGAUGUUUUAUAUUUCUAAUACUGUGUGAUGUUUUUGAUGACCAAGCACUGUUCUUUUUGCAUUAUGAAUAAACGGUUACAUUGUACAGUCCUAUGGUCAGUUAAUUACACUUGUUUACACUCAUUUAAACUGAACAUCCCCUUUUGGUUGAGCCAAAGUGGGUUCAGAACUUCACUGGAGGUGCCGAAGGUCUCCUUGAUAGAGCCAACCAUGCAUGACACCACAGUGCUGACCCCAUGAUGGGUGCAGGAAGGACCCCUCCACCAGGCUCUGCCUCCUGCUCAGCUGGGACACCCAGGGCAGG
Manacus vitellinus (golden-collared manakin) is the source of this 2429-nucleotide messenger RNA. It is a transcript of the gene SLC75A1, whose product is annotated as major facilitator superfamily domain containing 10. The transcript has 13 exons. Gene Ontology annotation, cellular component: brush border membrane. Gene Ontology annotation, molecular function: transmembrane transporter activity. Gene Ontology annotation, biological process: transmembrane transport. Lineage: Eukaryota; Metazoa; Chordata; Aves; Passeriformes; Pipridae. The record is from RefSeq and is a predicted model, not a curated record. The coding region runs from base 143 to 1528 and encodes 461 amino acids.